AUGACGCAAGGUCUGGGGCUGAGACCGGCCCGCCAUUGGUCGAAAUGCGGUGAGUGGGCGGGCUCCAGGGGCGUCGAUGGGUCGAGCUGCCGGGCGCUUGUGCCAUCCGCACAAUUUCAUCAUUCCAACGGGCCAACAGCCGAGCCGACCUGCCGCUGUGGUCGUGACGCGAUGGUGACCAGACGAGCCGGGCUCGAGUCGCUCGCGAGUGGCUGUGCACCCCCUCCUCACCAGACACACUCACAACACUCCCCCGUGCCUCGACUGGCUCCAGCUCGUCGUCAAGGCGUUCAAUGCGGCAACAGCGAGGCGGGUUCACUUGCAGCUCCAUUUCGUGUAGUCUCGCGACUCUACUUAUAA
Messenger RNA from Protopolystoma xenopodis, 360 nucleotides. The record is from the annotation of a GenBank genome assembly. Lineage: Eukaryota; Metazoa; Platyhelminthes; Monogenea; Polystomatidea; Polystomatidae.